AUGCCUAUCCGAUACCGAGUCUGUAGAGUUGCGCGAAAACGCCGCUACCUAUUGAUUCGGGGCCUUUGUAGAAGUUGGUCGUCUGAGGGUGAAUCCGAGGUGGACCAGUGGACCAGUGAAGCUGUGGCAAAAGUUGCUGAUGUGACUCUUGGACUGCCAUGCUGUCUGUCUGAGAGUCUGCAAUCCUCCAACUCAUUUGGCUUAGGUCCAGUCUAUCGAUGGACUCUGUUGAUUGUACAAAGACUUGAACAACACGAGGCAUGGUGGGCUGUUUUGUGCGGUUUGUUGGGUGCACCAGUCCAUCCAUCUGUUCGCAACCAUCAUCAAUCACUGUUAGGAAGAGAGAAUAUACAGUCGAACGCUGAUUUAUCCGCUGGCAAAGGUGGUCUUACGGAUUGGCAGCCAAAAACUACAGGUAUUGCUGAUGCUCUUGUCUUCUCCACGCUUGGGCGCAUGCAGUUUGCCUGA
Messenger RNA from Protopolystoma xenopodis, 468 nucleotides. The record is from the annotation of a GenBank genome assembly. NCBI's taxonomy places the organism in Eukaryota, Metazoa, Platyhelminthes, Monogenea, Polystomatidea, Polystomatidae.